Blepharisma stoltei is the source of this 2377-nucleotide messenger RNA. Lineage: Eukaryota; Ciliophora; Heterotrichea; Heterotrichida; Blepharismidae. The record is from the annotation of a GenBank genome assembly.
AUGAAAGCAAACGAUCAAAUAACUCAAAAAAAUAAGGCAAAAAAACAAUUGUUGGAGCAAAGAAUUAGAGAACACCUGGCACAUAAAGAACUGUUUAAACGUCCAGAUAUAGUCCCAGAGCAGAGAUACUCUGAAAAAUCUUCGUCAUUUUUGCAGAUUUCAGAAAAUGAAUUGGAUAUGGAGCCAGAAGUUCUGACUUCCCAAAUCCUAUUUUGGCAAAUUAAUACCGCAUGCACUUUUAAUAUAAAAUAUUUUGAUGUAAAUAGUGAGUUAAUUCUAUAAUAAUUUAGCCAGCUUGCAUUUUAAUCGUGUAGAUUUAUGAUAUACAAGUUGCCCGAUGAUGGCGCUCAAUGUGCUAUCAUCGGACAACUACAGUUCAGGAUCCACACUGGAAACGGGUUCAAGUGUGGAGCCCUUUUUGGCACGUGAAAGUGAGGAUUCUCCACGUCUCAAAAGGGCUCCACACGUGGAACCCAUUUCCCAGUGUGGACCCUGAACUGUAGGUGCCCGAUGAUGGCACAUUGAGCGCCAUCAUCGGGAAUUUCCUAUAUUUUCCAUUUUAAUAAUUAGAAAUCGAUCUUUUUAAGUCAAAACCUGUUUUGUAUACAAUUCAUAUAAAAAUUUAGUAACAGGAAAAAAACUUGUGCUCUCUCACGUUGGAAGAUUAAGUACAAAAGGUGAAAGUCCGAAAGCAGAUGAAGAAAAUCUACUAACAAUCCAAUCUUUGACUAAUAAGCUUCAUCAAGAAGAAAACGCGCGCCAAGAUGUAGAACUAAAAUACCAAGAAAUUAAAGAAAAUAAUUUAAAAAAUACAGAGAAAAUUGAAAAGCUUACAGAAGAAAUAGAGAUCCUGAGUAGGGAAAUUUUAGCGGAAAGAGAGAUAUACAGAGGAGAAGCUGAAAAAUUUAAAACUGCUUUAUCAGAAAAAGACGAAAUCAUAGAUAGACUGAAAAAAGAUUUAUCACAAUGCGAUUUCACAAUAGCAGAAUUAGAAGCAAGGCUACAAUCAUCAAAUACUUCGAAUGAUCUCCAAAUACAUGAAAUUUAUAAAAUAUUAGAAAAAGAAAGAAAAAAGCAUUCACAAGAACUUAUGAAAAUAAGCAAAAUGCUGGAGCUAGAAAGGGAACAAAAGUUUCAAGCUCUUCAAUCAUUAGAAGAAUUAAAAAGUAAAGCAAACUCAACUAAUGAUUUUGAAAAUUAUCAAAAUGAGCUUAAAGAAGCCAAAGAUUACAUUAAAAAUCUUCAACUAGAGUACCAAAAAUACUUCAAAAAAUUGAAUAAAGAGAUAGAAGAAAUAAAGUUCCAAAAUAAACUUUUAUUAGGAGAAAUAAAAUUUGAUGAUCCUGUAAGAGAAGAAAACUUAAGGCUACAAAAAAGAUGCAUAGACUUAGAAGAAAACUUAAAAGCAAAUAACCAACUUAUUGAAAACGCAGUAAAUAAAAGCAAUAAAGAGAAAUCAAUUCAAAUCUUCAAAGAAAAGCGAGACCUUAAAAGAAUCAUUCAAGACCAAAUCGCCCAUAACGCAGAUAUUGUAAAUCAAAUUGAAAAUAAGCUAACUCCCCCCCAUCCUUGAUCAAACGACUCGCCAUCGUUCGAUCAAGGAUGGGGGUUAAAAAAAUUUUUUUUGGGAAAAAAAAUUUAUAUAUAUUUUUUUUAUAUUUACUUUAAAUAAGAGGGUUAAGAGUAUUUAAUAAUUAUUUUUACAGCAAAAAAUUGAAUUAAUUUCAUAAAAUACCAAUUUUUAAUAUUUUUGAUUUAUUAGUCACCCCUUUAAACUGUAUAAAUUUUAAUUUGUUCCUUAUUGAAUUAAAAUUUUUUUUUUAAAUUUUAAAGAAUCUCUAUUUUUUUAGAUUAUUGAGUUUUUUAAGCCUAGAUUGAUGACUAAAUCACUUCGGAUGGUUGAUUCCGCAGCUUUCUGUCGUCUCAAAGCUCUGAAAACAACUUCAUUAGGUACAUCUUCCUAAGCUUUGAUAACUAAUAUAUUUUUAUAUUUAUAAAAAUUUGCAUGAUAUGAAAAUCGUUCGAUCAAGGAUGGGGGGGGUUAAUUUCCCCAAUUUUUAGGAAUUUUACAGUCAAUCGUUCGAUCAAGGAUGGGGGGGGGGGAAUAAGUUCAGGAGAAAAGCCUCCAAAACACAAAUUAAUUAUUUCCAGCCGCAGUGAGAGAAAAUUUUUUAACGAGAACUCCGCUGACUCUUUAAAGAUUGAUAUCUUUGACCUUGCUCAAGAGCCUCGAAAAGAGUUCGGCGGAAGUCAAUAUUCUACUCCAAAAAAUUUUAGAAAUAAUCCAAGCACCCCAUCAUCCAAAAAUUUAAAAGAUCGCUGCGACGUGUGCUUCCGAAAGCCUCAUCCCAAUUUUGAGCAUACUCUUAAAAAAUAA